CCAAAGUUCGUUUGCGCGACGCGUUUGAAGAUCUCUCUGCAGAUAUUUCUAAAAAUGUUCUAAGUGCUGAAAUUGAAACAAAGUCCCUAACAAGAAAUGUGUGCGAAAUUUUUCUGGCUAGGGCUAAUUGCCUGCCUGGUUUUGGCAAAAAGUGGAGACUGUUUCCAGGCGAAACGGUUCUUCGGAGUGGGCAAAAGGAUCGAUGGGGACCAGCUCCUGGUCAAGGAUGUGCUCUACUCCCGUCCUGCCGGCGUCGAUGAAUUACCCCGAGUGACUUUUACCUACGAAAUCCAGGAGCCGAUCACUUGCAUUGAAAUCUAUUCGGAGGAAAACAUUUCGGCGGAGGUAAGAUUCAGCCUGGUGAAUCAUCAGAUUGUGGGCUUGGUCCAAUUGGCGGGUGGCAAUCAAAGCUUUGACCCCUCAGUCGAAGUAGCCACCGUGCCACCAAUAAGCGGAUUCGACGUUACCAUCAUGGUGUUUGGCCUAGAUGAAAACGCAACCAUAUUUGAUCCCUCCCUAAUCAUCAAUCGCAAUCAACAAUAUGAGGGCGACAUGGAGCCCUACGAGCAGAGCUCUCCCCAACCAGAUGAAUAUGUCGAGGUAUUCGACAACAACAGGCGAGAUGCCCUGGAGGUGGACGAGGAGGUUGAGAACCUCUCCGAGGAGGAGGUAGAAUUAUUUACCGAGGGUCCUCUUGCAAUUGAUGAUUUUGAAAAGCCGGACAAGAACAUCGAAAUUGGCAACAGGCAGGCGGGUGAUCAGCUUCUAUAUGAAUGCUAUAUGACGGGGCCCGAUAACAUAGAACAGGCAACCAACCAGUCGGUGACUUUCUACUACAUCGACAGCAACUGUAUAACAUACGUUAAGUUUGUUGUACUUGGUAGUUAUGAUAACAAGACCUCUGGUGCUGAGUACACAUCGCCGGUGGCGGAGUACAGUCACUUCUCAAGUGGAACCCUGAAGGCGGUCAUUACGCACUUCACAAGCAACCUUUUCGUCCAGAUGUUUGUCUACGGUUAUUGGGGUCGCGAGGCUCCCGCCGGUUAUGUGCCCUUCCUGCCGCCACCGCAGCUUCAGAGGACCGCACCGGGAAACGGCACUCCGCACCUGACGCCGCUGCAGACGAUGCAGUUGCUCCUGCUGACCGGCCAGAGGACCACUCCAGCGCCGGAAGCCCACAACGAUAUCUUGGAGCCGGAGCUGCCGCGGUCCAUUCUGCCGGAGGAGAUGGUAAUCGAGCGGAUCGACGAUGAGAGCAACUCAUCGGCCUUCAGGCAGAAGGAGUCGGGAUUGGGCGCCUUGCUGGGCCUGCUGCUCCUGAUCCUGCACAACUAGAGCGCUGGGGAGUCAUUAGUUAAUCCACGGAAAGCUUUAUGAGUAGUCUUUAGUCCAACAUUCUGGGUAUUGUAUUUUACGAAAUAAACUUUUGGCCUAAGCCAAGGCACACCACA
Molecule: messenger RNA, 1451 nt
Organism: Drosophila ficusphila
Lineage: Eukaryota; Metazoa; Arthropoda; Insecta; Diptera; Drosophilidae
Exons: 4
Coding region: 97-1335 (412 amino acids)
Source: RefSeq, a predicted model, not a curated record